Messenger RNA from Paraphaeosphaeria sporulosa, 3913 nucleotides. RefSeq lists its product as uncharacterized. Gene Ontology annotation, biological process: negative regulation of transcription by RNA polymerase II. Gene Ontology annotation, molecular function: DNA-binding transcription factor activity, RNA polymerase II-specific; zinc ion binding; RNA polymerase II transcription regulatory region sequence-specific DNA binding. The transcript has a single exon. Lineage: Eukaryota; Fungi; Ascomycota; Dothideomycetes; Pleosporales; Didymosphaeriaceae. Gene Ontology annotation, cellular component: nucleus. Bases 295 to 3783 code for a protein of 1162 amino acids. The record is from RefSeq and is a predicted model, not a curated record.
AACGACAGUCAUAUUGACUCAUCCUCUCCCGCCAGGCGCUAACCCAGGCAUUCACAAGGGGUUGCAUAUAUUCCGCGAUGCACUAGUCGCUUGAUCGCCACUAACCGCUCGACAUUCUUUUCCAGCUACCCUUCGCCGCAGGUACAGUAUCUAGCUCGCACCCUGCGCGUUUGCUUAGACCCAGGACGUACAACACGCAACACACCACACACCCGCUUUCUCUCCGCCUUUCCCGUCAACAUACCCGCACUGGAUCGUCCAGAUAUCUCUGAGCAACGCCUAAUUGAGGGCAGUAUGUCGGCCGCCAGUGGGGCAGCAACAGCAACUCGAGGGGCAGCAGAGAACAACGACCAACGCCCACGGCGUCCUCGCAACAGGAACCGGAACCCAAAUGGCCAGGUAGCGAAUCCGCCGCAGCAGGAGGCGGGACAAGCACAGGGUGCCCAGGCCCCACAUGCACCUGCUGCACGAGGAGGAAGAGGUGGUCGUGGAAGAGGGCGGGGACGGGGACGUGGUCAGGCAGCGACUGGGAACAGGGAGCCUGAAGCUGGAGUCCCCACCGAACCGCGCUUCCAGAACCGAAGAGGGAGAGGCGGUCCCCAUCACCCCAGGGUGCCGCCCCGCGCGGUAGCACAGCUGGCGGCCGAGCACGAGAAUACGCCUCCGUCGCAGAACUCGGACCUACAAGCCGACGCGCCAGAAUUCACGCCCGGGCGACCUGCGGCUCCCCAGCGAACACGACGACCACCGCGCGAGAAGAGACCCCAAGGCCCGAGAUCCACGGCCCAAGAUAUUGCCACUCGUACGCACGAGGACAUAGACAAUGGGCAUUACGAAUGCGCGAUAUGCACAGAAGAGGUCAGGAGGACAACAAGAGGCAUCUGGUCGUGUAGAACAUGCUGGAUGGUAUUCCACCUGAGCUGCAUUAAGAAGUGGUCCACCAACGAAGGCUCAGUCGCGGCCCGACAACAAGCACCUGAAGGCGUGAUGCCCCCACCGAGACAGUGGCGGUGUCCGGGAUGCAAUUAUCCAAAGGACGAGCUGCCGAGGGUCUCUUCAUGUUGGUGCGAGAAAGAAAUGGAUCCUAAGUCUCUCCCUGGUCUUCCGCCCUUCUCAUGUGGCCAGACAUGCGCCCGACCGCGGAUCCUGCCCAAGAAGUGCCCGCAUCCAUGCUCAACUACAUGCCACGCUGGGCCUUGCCCUCCUUGCACAUUGAUGGGUCCUACACAGCAUUGUUUUUGUGGCAAGAACUCGGUCACGCGCCGUUGCUUGGACACAGAUUAUGAGAACGGCUGGAGUUGCGGCACUGUUUGCGGACAAGUAAUGGCAUGUGGAGAACAUACAUGUCCCCAGCCAUGUCAUGAGGGACCUUGCGGUGCUUGUGAAGUACGCAUUCCGGCGAGGUGCUACUGCGGCCAAGAAGAGAAGGAUAUCUUAUGUUGCGAGCGCGCCCAACAGAGGGAUAGUAGUGUCUUGCAUCAAUUGGACGACGGCUCAUCAACGGUCGAGAGGUGGGUGGGCAUCUUUGAAUGUCCCAAUUUUUGCCAGCGACCAUUCGACUGUGGGAAGCAUUUCUGUGGAAAAGAGUGUCACCGUCAGGAUACCCAGGCAGCCCAUUGUCCACGCUCGCCUGACGUUGUUUCGCAUUGUCCUUGCGGGAAGACGCCUCUCCACCAAGUAUCGGAUCACCCACGGACUUCGUGUGAAGAUCCGAUACCCAACUGCUCGAGACCCUGCGAUACCAAAUUGAGUUGCGGGCACGCAUGCCAAAAGCGAUGCCAUCAAGGCAAGUGUCCACCUUGUUUGCAAACGGUCAGUAUCAACUGCCGUUGCGGACGCACGACCUCCACCACAGUCUGUCAUCAGGGCGUUGAAGAGCCACCACACUGCAUGAGGAUAUGCCGAAUAUCAUUGAACUGUGGACGGCACGAAUGCGGAGAGCGAUGUUGUUCUGGCGAACGCAAAGCGGGCGAGCGGCAGUCUCAACGCCGGAAGCACCGACCUAUUGACUCUGCACGCCGGCCCCAUCCUGAUGAUGGGUUUGAAUCCGAGCACAUCUGCACGCGCCCCUGCGGUCGUCAAUUGAGAUGUGGUAACCCCGAUCAUCGUUGUCAGGAACUGUGUCACAAGGGCCCGUGCGGAACCUGUCGCGAUGCCAUCUUCGACGAGAUAAGCUGUAAUUGCGGCCGUACCGUACUCCAACCACCAUUGCCGUGUGGCACACAGCCCCCGCCUUGCCGAUAUCCGUGCGAACGACCAAAGGAUUGUGGCCACCCUCAAGUAUCGCAUAAUUGCCAUGGGGGUGACGAGAAUUGUCCGAUCUGUCCAUUUCUAACCACCAAACAUUGUCUUUGUGGGAAGAACACCCUAAAGAACCAGCCAUGCCAUCUGAACGAGGUGAGAUGCGCGGAAGUAUGUGGGCAACUGCUGAGUUGCGGUUCGCAUCGUUGCCGAAAGCAAUGUCAUCGUCCUGGAGAAUGCGAAGAGCCUUGCGCGCAGGCCUGUGGCAAGGAGUUAAGUGCAUGUGGUCAUCCGUGUAUGGCCCCAUGUCACUUCCCUAUGCUUUGCAAGGAAGAGAAGCCGUGCAUGCACAAGAUCCUGAUUACUUGCGAAUGUCAGCGGAUCAAGCAGGAAGCGAAAUGCAAUGCCUCCAAGAACGGCGAAGGCAAUCUGAAGAAAACUCUCAAGUGCGACGAGGAAUGUGCGCGGUUGCAGCGAAACCAGAUCCUUGCUGCAGCACUACAUGUUGACCCUGACCGUCAGGAUGAUCAUGUUCCCUACUCUGCCGACACACUGAACAUGUAUCAGCGCAACUCCACAUGGGCAGCUGCCCAGGAGAAGAUACUGCGACUGUUCGCAGCCAAUCCAGAAGAGAAGCGUAUGCGGUUCAAGCCUAUGCAAAGCCAACAACGUGCUUUUGUCCACUCGCUCGCCGAAGACUUUGGCCUGGACACAGAGAGCAUGGACCCCGAGCCACAUCGCCAUGUCGCCCUGUUCAAGACUCCGCGUUUCGUAAUGGCACCUAUGAAGACGCUGGCCGACUGUGUCCGCAUCCGACAGCGCGAGCGCGCAACAGCAGCCACAACAGCUCGAACCACUACCACCUACACCCCCGCCCCGCAACCCAAGCCCAACAAAACUGUGGACCCAUACAACGGCUUCUUAAUCACCAAUCCACGCUUCGCUCUUACUAUUGAAGAGAUUACAUCAGUGCUCAGGGCAACCAUGCCUAAGACCUCAUAUCCGCUCGAGCUUGAAGUCGCCUUCCUCCCCUCCGAAGAAAUCUCCCUUAAACCCCCGAUCGCCGCCCGCGUCUCCGUCACCGAGCGCGAAAUCCAGACUAUGCUUGAGUCCAUCAAGCCCGCCGUGUCCGCCGCCAUUGCCGCAGAGUCCAUCGGAAAGCUGCAGCUCGUGCGCACCGAUGCGUCACUCAAUGUGCAGCGUAGGGAGAGCGAUGACGCGCCCGGCGCGGGGUGGAGCCAGGUCGCCAAGGGCAAUCCUGUGAGGAAGGCACCAACGAAUACGCCGCUGGGGGUGAAGAGUGGGUUUGCGGUGUUGAGUUUGCCGCGGAGGAAGAAAAAGGAGAGGGUGGAGGUUGCGGAUGAUUGGGAGGUGGAGGAGGAGAAGGAAGAGGAGAAGGAGGCUGAGCAGGAGGCAGAACAAGAGAGGGGUGCCAGCGGUGCGAGCAGCGAUGCUGAGUUUGUGCCGGAGAAGACGGGUACGGUGGAAGAGGAGAUAACGCUUCCGGAAAGGCUUUCGGGCGCGUGGGCGGACAGCGAGUAGAGUGCGCUGUCCGACUGGUCGUUCCUGGGGGAUGAGGUGUGAAUGCCCAUGCCUCCAUGGUCGGUGAUUGUGAAGCAGAUUUAGUGACUGCAUGGCACAUGGAAUGAUAAUGAUACCACGACACUGCCCU